Molecule: messenger RNA, 1100 nt
Organism: Aspergillus candidus
Lineage: Eukaryota; Fungi; Ascomycota; Eurotiomycetes; Eurotiales; Aspergillaceae
Product: putative DNA repair protein
Exons: 3
Coding region: 105-827 (240 amino acids)
Source: RefSeq, a predicted model, not a curated record
GGGGCUCUAUCCUCCACAAUGGUACAUAAAGUCAAGCGCUUUAUCGCGCUCUCCUCCGACAAUGCGGUCGACUUCCUAGUCCUAGCUCAGCGUCCGAAUUUCAUAUGUGCAAGCCACUCAUUCGACAACGGUUCCACAAAUAUAAAACCUUAGAAAGUCCCUCGAAAACGGCCAAUGCUUUGAGGGCUGGGUACGAGGCUCUCGACCUACUAUACUCCGCUUCCCAGGGCGACCAUAAGGCGACCAGUCAUAUCACAAACCUCCUCUCAGAAACCGAAUUUGCGAGACAAAAGCAGGUUGAAGUACAACGCGCCCGAUCGGCAAGAGUUCCCGUGAAGCCGCUAUCCAAAAAGGAACAGAAGCGAAAGGAUGCCAAGGAGCAUGAAAAACGGACUCUCACUCGGCAUCCGCAAGCCACCUCUAUCCUGUCCCGACCUCGACCUAUCGUGAAAGGCAAGCGCCGAAUUCCGGUCCUAGUCAACGCGCGCGGUAUCCCAUUCCUGCGGAUCAAAAAGCCACAGCCGAAAUUCUUAAGCGAUGUUAUACGAUCGAGACUGGAGAAUCGCUGGAAACGAAUCAGACGCCGUGAAAGAUUGCAUGCUGAACUAGAUAUGGCCAAGGUUGAAGACCACUGGGAUUCGUUGACCACGGGCGUAGAACGUGCGUCAUGGGGGCAUGAAAUAAAGGCUUCUUUGACGGACGUGAAUGAGAAGAUUUAUGAAACUGAUGCAAGAGCCAAAUCGCUCGCACGAGCCAUGUGGGAAGUUGUGCUUGCUGAGCGCGAGAAAGCAGCAGAAGAGCAGAAACAUCAGUCGGCGGGAAAGUGACGGUUUCACAAGAAUGAUUCCCGUCUUUUCUCGUUCACGAUGAUCAACGAACCGCCCGUCGAGCGUGGUCUCUACCCGAACUAGUUUGGGUACUGUUGGAGGAAUAUGCCAUACAAGUUAGCAUGAUAUAGAACGCAGUGGAUACUCCCCCGGGAUAUUCAAGGCCUCGCCACGCCUUGAACAUCCGUUGCAUCAGUCCAAGCUGCGCCUCAAGAGUGUGGCUUUGGACACGAGGACGCGAGAUUCUACGGACGCCCAAAGAUUCGUCAUUGG